AUUUUUACAUGAGACUGCCUUAGAUCUUUCUUCGCUUCAAUCCUAAUCAAUUUAGGUGCACAUCAAGACCUGAACUUGUCGAUAUCUGUUCAAAUUUAAUUUAGCCUGAGCAACCUUUGAUUAAGCAAUUUUUGAAUUUUUGGUGUACAAUUGAUCUCUUUGAAACGCCUUGAACUUGUACUGUUUAAAAAAGAAAAAUGGAAAGCAUGUGGUUGGAAGGUGUACUGGGAGCAAUAAAAGCGAUCGCAUUUGUCUGUGAUAUCAUCACUUAUCCAGUGUAUCUUAUUCUACAACGUCCAUGGGAGAAAAUACGAUUGUCACGAAGGGUGAAGGCAGAGAGACAAGUUGAAGAUGGAAAGACAGUUUUAGUGAAAUCACUUACUAUGCCAAGAGAUAUACAUUGUAAGCUUCUUACCUUCAAAAUUGACACCUUAGAAAAAAUGUUAAAUUAUAUCACAAACUUAUACGGAAACAAAAAUUGCCUGGGAACUCGGGAUAUUUUGGCCGAAGAAGACGAAAUCCAGCCAAAUGGCCGAAUUUUCAAAAAAUACCUGAUGGGUGAAUAUAAAUGGAGGAGUUACAAUGAUGUAAAUCAAGAGGCUUCGUUUUUUGGUCGUGGUCUUAGAUCCUUAGGCUUCAAGGCAAAAGAGAAUAUCGUCAUCUUUGCCGAAACCAGAGCUGAAUGGACGGUUGCAGCUCAUGGUUGUUUCAAACAAAAUUUCACAGUGGUCACUAUUUAUGCAACACUGGGGGAAGAGGCUAUUGCUCAUGGUAUAAAUGAAACUAAAGGGAGACUAGUCAUUACGACACACGAAUUACUACCAAAAUUUAAAACAAUACUGAAAAAUACUCCUUGUGUAAAGAAAAUUAUAUUUAUGGAAGAUCAGCUUAAGGUAACUGAUAGAACCAACUUCAGCCCAGAUGUAGAAAUACUUAGCUACAAAGAAGUAAUAGCUAAAGGUCAAAAUUUUGACUCAGUUGCUGCGGUACCUACAAAAGAUGAUAUUGCAAUUAUUAUGUAUACUAGCGGAUCCACCGGUGUACCAAAAGGUGUUUUACUAACUCAUUCCAAUAUGAUGGCAACUCUCAGUGCAUUUUCUGAUGCUGUAAUAAUUAGUACAAAUGAUGUUUUCCUUGGUUUCUUACCCCUAGCACAUGUUUUUGAACUCUUAACGGAAUCUGUAUGCCUUCUUAAUGGUGUUGCAAUUGGGUACUCAUCUCCACUUACACUUAUGGAUUUUUCAAAUAAAAUCAAGCAUGGGUCAAAAGGAGAUGCACCUGUUCUUAAACCAACAUGCCUCACUGCUGUACCUCUUAUUUUGGACAGGAUAUACAAAGGGGUUAAUGAAAAAGUUGAAAAGAACACUGCUUUUAAGCGUGCGCUGUUUAGAUUUGCUUUUGAGUACAAAAAGAAAUGGACUGAAUGGGGUUUCUCGUGUCCUCUAAUAGACAAAUUGGUGUUUGGUCAGACAAGGCAACUCCUAGGUGGAAGGGUCAGACUUAUUAUUAGCGGUGGAGCUCCUCUCUCUCCAGACACUCAUGAACUCAUUAAAAUUUGUUUGUGUGAAAAAGUCAUUCAAGGUUACGGCUUAACAGAAACGUGUUCCUGUGCCACUGUGAUGGACGACAUGGACAGGACAACAGGAAGGGCUGGACAUCCUAUGUCUUUAUGCUCUAUCCGCAUUGUCAAUUGGGAUGAGGGGAAUUACACUGUCUACGACCGACCAUUCCCAAGAGGUGAAAUCAUAAUUGGUGGAAAAAAUGUUUCUCCUGGGUACUACAAAAAUCCUGAAAAGACACGAGAGGACUUUUUCGAAGAGAAUGGUAUCAUGUGGUUCAGAACAGGAGAUAUCGGUGAAGUCCAUGAAGAUGGAGUAAUCAAAAUUAUUGAUCGUAAAAAAGAUUUAGUAAAACUGCAAGCUGGUGAAUAUGUCUCACUAGGAAAGGUAGAAUCUGUAUUGAAGACUUGUCCAAUCGUUGAAAACAUAUGUGUUUAUGGGGAUUCGUUAAAGGAUUACACAGUAGCACUGGUAGUUCCUUCACAGCAGCAUCUCAAGGCUGUUGCUAUAAAGCUUGGCAUAAAAGAAUCUUUUGAAGAACUCUGUGCUAAUCCAAGGAUAGAAAAAGCUGUCUUAGAAGAAUUAGUAGUUCAUGGUAAAAAAUGUAAACUCGAACGUUAUGAAAUUCCUGCAGCUGUCAAACUAUGUACCGAAGUUUGGUCACCCGAUUUGGGUCUGGUUACAGCCGCUUUUAAACUACGUCGCAAAGACAUUCAGAAGAGAUAUCAACAUGAAAUUAACAGAAUGUAUGCUUCAUGAUCUUGGCAUUUUUCUAAGUGGUUUCCUCUCUACUGAAUCUUCCUGCCAGUCUAAUUUUAUCUUCUUAUCCUCUGCCUACAUCACAUGAAAUACCCACAGUAUUUCAUCAUAAAAUGGUAUUGAUGGGUUUCUUAAACCUUUUUUUUUUGUCUCCUUAGCCACUUUUAGAUAUACUUAACAUAAAGUGGUUUUUAUUUAUAAUGGCAUAUUUGUAUAUGUUAAAUUAGAUUCUGGUUAUAAAUGUGUAUAUAAUCUGUAUAAAAAAUAAUUACCAUAAUGCACAGAGUAAAUCAGUUUAGAAAUGUAUAUUUUGUGGUUCAAGGGUAAAUUUAUGGGAAUAAUUAUUGAACUAAUAAACAAUUGAAUUUUUGUUAUUA
Messenger RNA from Cimex lectularius (bed bug), 2695 nucleotides. Its product is annotated as long-chain-fatty-acid--CoA ligase 4-like. Bases 198 to 2318 code for a protein of 706 amino acids. Gene Ontology annotation, molecular function: palmitoyl-CoA ligase activity. The transcript is spliced from 11 exons. Gene Ontology annotation, biological process: long-chain fatty acid metabolic process; long-chain fatty-acyl-CoA metabolic process; neuron differentiation. The record is from RefSeq and is a predicted model, not a curated record. Lineage: Eukaryota; Metazoa; Arthropoda; Insecta; Hemiptera; Cimicidae. Gene Ontology annotation, cellular component: plasma membrane; endoplasmic reticulum; lipid droplet.